GCCAUCAUGGCACUGCAUAUGAUAACGUAAGUAACACACACUAAACCCCUCCUUCACCAGCCAUGCAGUUUCCGUUAUCACAAAAAAAACACCACCAGUGAGACCCACAGAGGAAGAGGGAGAGAGGAAGAGAGCAAUACAGCUGCUGAAGUAGAGCCACUGAACUGAAGACCUGGUCGAAGACAGACAUGCUAUUAGACAUUGAGGCAGAGUGAGCGAGUGACCUUACAUUGCAAUCGUUUCCCUUAAAGGAGGACCCGAAUACCCACAGUUGAGCUUUCCGUUAAUCGUGGUCUUUUUAGCCCAACUGCUUUCUUAUCUCAUCAAAACAUCCAUUCCCCUUUCAUGGCGAAUUUUGGGCAAGCCUGGCAAGUUUAAAGGACCAUUUUUGGAUUAUGAAUGACAAGAAAACAUGGAUGACCCCACACUCAUAUUCAACAUUCUAGAUGGGUUGUCUGAAUCAGACUUUAAAAGGUUCAAAUCAUACCUCAGUAAACCAAUCCCGGGGGGCUUCACACCGAUUCCAUGGAGCAAACUUGAGAAGGCAGACGUCACUGAUGUGGAGCGUCUCAUGAACAACCAUUAUGGAGACACAGAGGGCAGCAUGGAGAUGACGAGGCAUAUCAUGAGCAUCCUUUACCCACCAGGGAAGAGCUCACAAGAUGUGUCUGCUGCAUCCAAUGGGAGAUCUGGUGAUGGCCAGGAGGGGGAUAAGAAAGAAGAAGAGAAGGAAGAGGAGGAGGUGGAAAAGGAAGAUGACGACAACAUCAUUGGCAUCACCCAUGUAGCCAACGCCACGAAGAUGCCAGUGAGGGUGUACUUCAGUGAAGAGAUCAUUGAGACCGUAUUGGUCACCAGCUCAGACACAUGGUGGCCAUGGCAAGACAAAAAAGUCCUUUUCAGACCCAACUCUUGCGACCCCUACUUAUGCGUUCCGGCAAAGACAUACGAGAUGCUUUUAAAAAGAGGACCCUUUUACGUCAGCAUCUUUUUAGAGAGCAGCAGUGCCAGUGGUGAAUGUGCAAAGACUAUCGCCGAGAAUGUUUGCAUCCCUAACAACAGGUCCUUCAUUAUUACAAAAAGACACACGUUUGAGAUGCAGAAGUUUGGAGCCAGCAUUUGGAAGGACGAGCAGGGUAAAAACCAUACCCCCUGAACAGAGUUAAGUAGUGUGUAGC
Messenger RNA from Engraulis encrasicolus (European anchovy), 1178 nucleotides. RefSeq lists its product as uncharacterized. The transcript is spliced from 3 exons. Lineage: Eukaryota; Metazoa; Chordata; Actinopteri; Clupeiformes; Engraulidae. Bases 413 to 1156 code for a protein of 247 amino acids. The record is from RefSeq and is a predicted model, not a curated record.